AUGUCGACGUCGAGCACGAUAUCGACGCGCGCGGUCGCGUCGCGCGCGGUCCGCGGACGCGCGCGCGCGACGACGGCGGCGCGCGCGACGGCGACGUCGCGGGCGACGAGAUCGUCGACGACGACGAGCACGACGACGACGCGCGCCGAGGCGCGCGAACGCCGCGCGGCCGCGGCGACGGCGACGGUCGCGGCGGCGGCGACCGCGCUCCCGGCCGCGCCCGCGUUCGCGCACGCGGCGAACGAGCUCGCGCAGGCGCGCGUCCCGCCGCGCCGUCUAUCUCCUCCCCGUCGCGCGGCGUCGCCGACCCGACUCGACCACAUCGUCAUCAUCACCGCCGCGAACGGCCCGCUCGAGUCCGCGCGCCUGUUGGUCGCGAUCGCGUCCAUCGCGCUCAUCCUCUUCCAGGGGCCCAAGGGCGACGGCGUCGUGAACUCGCUCAACGAGAACAGGGUGUUCGGAAGCGCGUCCGAGGCGAAGAGCGCGGUGGAUUACGUCACCGCCGGGUUGAUAGGGAGCUUCAUCGUGUUGUCCGCGAUCUUAGCCGCGAACCAGUGA
Molecule: messenger RNA, 558 nt
Organism: Micromonas pusilla CCMP1545
Lineage: Eukaryota; Viridiplantae; Chlorophyta; Mamiellophyceae; Mamiellales; Mamiellaceae
Exons: 2
Coding region: 1-558 (185 amino acids)
Source: RefSeq, a predicted model, not a curated record